UCUCUCAUUCUGUCUCCAGUUCUCUGUCUCCAUAGGCAUCACAUUUUCCCAUUUUCUCCCUGCUGCUGGCAAAACCUGACAUCUGGCCCUCUGCUGCCACAGCUGCUGCAGAUGUUGCAGCCAAGGCUGUCCAGGACGGUGUGACCAGAGACAACAAUAGGGGUGAAGAGGAAUGAGGGCAGAGGGUCCAGCUGGGGGAAGCUUGACUGUAGCCAGUUUGCAGGAUUUCCUUCCGCUGAAACUUAGGCUGAGCCUCGCAAGUUUUUGUUGCUUGGCUGAUUCUCCUGGGAGAGGAGGCCAACCUCUCACACCCAGUCCCACCAGUUGUCGUCCAGUAUCCCUCCAGCAUUCCACUGUUUCUGGAUUGGUUCAUUCUCAUCAGCACCAUGGGUGAGCCAUUUGACUGUGCAAAAUGCAGUGAGUCCCUGUAUGGCCGCAAGUAUAUCCAGACAGACAGUGGCCCCUACUGUGUGCCCUGCUAUGACAACACCUUCGCUAACACCUGUGCUGAGUGCCAGCAGCUUAUUGGACACGACUCGAGGGAGCUAUUCUAUGAAGAUCGCCACUUCCACGAGGGCUGCUUCCGCUGCUGCCGCUGCCAGCGCUCCCUAGCUGAUGAACCCUUCACUUGUCAGGACAGCGAGCUGCUGUGCAAUGACUGCUACUGCAGUGCCUUCUCUUCACAGUGCUCUGCCUGUGGGGAAACCGUCAUGCCUGGGUCCCGGAAACUAGAGUAUGGAGGCCAGACAUGGCACGAGCAGUGCUUCCUGUGCAGCGGCUGUGAGCAGCCACUGGGCUCCCGCUCCUUUGUGCCCGACAAAGGCGCUCACUACUGCGUGCCCUGCUACGAGAACAAGUUUGCUCCUCGCUGUGCCCGCUGCAGCAAGACGCUGACCCAGGGCGGAGUGACCUACCGUGAUCAGCCCUGGCAUCGAGAGUGCUUGGUGUGCACUGGGUGUGAGACGCCCCUGGCAGGGCAGCAGUUCACCUCUCGGGACGAUGAUCCCUACUGUGUGACCUGUUUUGGAGAACUCUUUGCACCUAAGUGCAGCAGCUGCAAGCGCCCCAUCACAGGUGGAACAGGACUCGGUGGAGGCAAGUACGUGUCCUUUGAAGACCGGCAUUGGCACCACAGCUGCUUCUCCUGUGCACGCUGCUCCACCUCUCUGGUGGGCCAAGGCUUUGUGCCAGACGGAGACCAAGUGUUGUGCCAGAGCUGCAGCCAGGCAGCGCCUUGAGCCAGAGUUCCCAGCCUGGGUGUGCCCAAACCAGGACUCCAGGACUGUGGCUCCUUUUCUGAACCACCUCGUAACCCAGCCCCUCCCUAGAAUGGGGCUCCCCUGGGCUCCAGGAUUCAGUCUCCUUACUCCAUCAUAUCCCAACUGGUACUCCCUCAUCCAAGCCCCCAAGCAUCCAUGAUUCAGGCCCCCCACUCCAAGUCUGGACUGUACAACCCAGCCCCCCAUCCCUGCAGUGUGGAUUUCCAUACCAGGCCUCCUUUUCCAGGCUGGAUCCAGACUUGCGCCUCCAAACUUGCUGUGGGACUUAGGUCCCUUAAAUCUAGACCUCUCUGCAUAUAUUAUUUUAGGUCUCCUGCUUGCCUGAGAAGUCUUCCUAGUACUCAGGCUUGGCCCCUGUCUAACCCCAGGGCUGGGGCUGUCUGGGCAGUAGAGGGGGGGUCUCACUGGUUAGGGGUCCCAAGUACAGGAUGCUACCUAGUCCGUUUCCAUCAAGCAUCUUUUCAUAGUAUUUAAGCUCCAUUUUGUUCAGAAAUGGGCAGAGGGGGGAUUGGCACACUCCCCGCUUCCAGAGUCUGCAAUAAAGCAGUGCAAGGAAGCACA
Molecule: messenger RNA, 1841 nt
Organism: Octodon degus (degu)
Lineage: Eukaryota; Metazoa; Chordata; Mammalia; Rodentia; Octodontidae
Gene: Fhl3
Product: four and a half LIM domains 3
Exons: 6
Coding region: 387-1238 (283 amino acids)
Biological process (GO): actin cytoskeleton organization
Cellular component (GO): nucleus; Z disc; stress fiber
Molecular function (GO): actin binding; transcription coregulator activity
Source: RefSeq, a predicted model, not a curated record